AUGUCUUCACCACCGCUUCAAGAAUACUUCACAAAACUGCUCAAGGAACAAAAUGUUACCAUGUCAUCAUGGGAAGUUCGAAUUGUGAACGACAAUGCACGACUAUCCAAGGCAAGCCAUGCAAGAUUCAGCCAAACGCAGCCAGGUCUAUCCAUGAUGAGCAAGAAUUGCAAGCCCUGUCGGUGGUCGCCAAGCCCUACAAUCACAGUUCACAGGGUAUUGGACGGCCACGGCAAGAAUUCAACAAAUCCAAGCAUGGCCACCACUGCUGUCGUUGGUGACAUGAUCAAUAGACAGAGGACGAGGAGACACCUUCUCAUAAGCAACAACAGAUGGAGUGCUUCAAAUGUUGCAACGAGUAAUCCAAGAUUUAAUGGAGAAAACCACAUACUUUCAAGAUCCGUGUCCGCAUCUCUCGUGGUCCCCAACCAAGACUGA
Molecule: messenger RNA, 438 nt
Organism: Cylindrotheca closterium
Lineage: Eukaryota; Bacillariophyta; Bacillariophyceae; Bacillariales; Bacillariaceae
Source: the annotation of a GenBank genome assembly